Messenger RNA from Aspergillus novofumigatus IBT 16806, 1132 nucleotides. Its product is annotated as GPI anchored serine-threonine rich family protein. The transcript has 3 exons. The record is from RefSeq and is a predicted model, not a curated record. Lineage: Eukaryota; Fungi; Ascomycota; Eurotiomycetes; Eurotiales; Aspergillaceae. Bases 145 to 810 code for a protein of 221 amino acids.
ACAACCCGCCACGCUGCUGUUCUCGAAUACCCGGCCCAUCUCCAAAGAUCAGCAUUUCAGGUACAUUGGCAUCUUUAUGUGCAUCAGACUUCAUUCAACUAUUUAGCUGUGCUCUUGCUCUUAGUUUGAUCGUUCCAAAUCACGAUGUUUUGGUCAAGGACCUUUCUGGCAACAUGGGUCUGCCUGGCUCAGCUGGGCGCCGCUCAGAUGUUGGCCUUUACAACAUGGCCAACCCACAUCGACCAUGGUCAACCAGCUACGGUGACUUGGUUGGGAGCUCCUGAUGUUCCUGUCACCAUUUAUCUGCGUAAAGGCGAUGCAACCAACCUCGACCACGUCCAAGUCCUGACUACCAAUGCGAAAGGCGGAUCCUUCACCUUUGUUCCGGACGAUUCCUUGCCCGAUGGUUCAGACUAUGCCCUGCAAAUCCAGCAAGGCGCCGAGGAGAACUAUUCAGGACUGAUGACACUUGGAAACCCUGGCAGCAAGCCACCAAGUCCUCCGAAGCCCCCGAAGCCCACAGAAGAGGUUAAGCCGCAGAACAUCUCCACACCCGCCCCUCAGGAUGACGCCUCACCCCGUCACGGCACCGACACCUCACCUGACGACGAGUGGGAAACAGAGGUCGCCAAGGGUAACAAUGCCCAAUUCACCAAUGUUGAAGAUAUGUCCAAGGGACCUGACUCAAACUUCACUCACGGCAAAAGCGCAAUGGCGGCUAAGUUAGAAACCAGCGGUGCUUCUACUGAAAACGUGUACCUUGGCUGGAUCCUGGCCACAGCAGGCGUCUUGUUCUAUGUCGCCGAAUAGAAUGGGAUUCAGGUGACCAAAUUCGGGGCCAGGCAUCCUGACAUCAUUUGCCAAUGAUUGAACACAUUGGCUUUGGAGUGCUUCUGCUUUAGUUCGUUGUACAUAGUCCCAUUGUAUUCAAAAAGUCUUGUGACGUCGGGAUGUGUCCUCAAGAGAUCGGGCCGUGAUUGUUGUUGAAUUCUGCUGUACCUUUCGGGGCAGCUCAAGCAUCGACCUGUUGCUCGACCCUGCAAGCCUCAUCCACAGUAUAUUCAUCACUGCUUUACUGAAGAAAUGGAAUUAGGGAUAAAUGGAUAAUUUGAUUAUGAGCACAAAGCACGCC